Messenger RNA from Silurus meridionalis, 4285 nucleotides. RefSeq names its product neuropeptide Y receptor Y1 (gene npy1r). Gene Ontology annotation, molecular function: neuropeptide binding; neuropeptide Y receptor activity. The transcript is spliced from 4 exons. Bases 539 to 1672 code for a protein of 377 amino acids. Gene Ontology annotation, biological process: G protein-coupled receptor signaling pathway. Lineage: Eukaryota; Metazoa; Chordata; Actinopteri; Siluriformes; Siluridae. Gene Ontology annotation, cellular component: plasma membrane; neuron projection. The record is from RefSeq and is a predicted model, not a curated record.
AGAGACAAGCGCGCGCACAGACGCACACACACACACACACACACACACACAGAAGGAGAAGAAGCGACAUACAGAGACAUGACAAUGGGAGCACUGAAGAGCCUUUGAGGAUGAUGCUUAAGCGUGAUGCCUUCCUGAACCCGCGCGCGCGUAAUUCACUGUGUGCGUGUGUGUGUGCGCGCAUGUGUGUGUGUGUGUGUGUGUCACCCUGACCGUGUGUGUGUGUGUGUGUGUGUCACCCUGACCGUGUGUGUGGGUUGAGUUAGCCUUAUAGAAAGUCUUGUCACCACUGUGUAUGGUCUCAGACAGCAGCGGCUGCACACCAGCUCAGGAGGGGGAGGUGAGCACCAACCAUGAACUUGCAUACCCCUGAGCAAACCCCUGACUUCAGUUGCACCCCCGCCUGCAUUGGUGAUCAUCAUUCUGAACUUUUCACCUUCCAGUGCCUACUGCAACAUCUUGAAAGUUCAUAGCCAUGAGCUUGACAAGGACCUUCAACUAAAGUAGUCCUCCGAUUAACCUGAAAACAGAAGAGACAAUGCCAGAACCUGAUCUUCUCCCUCCUGUCCCUCCUCUUGCCAUCCUAAACUGCUCCUCCUUUAACUGUUCUCUUGCCAACCUCUCAGCAUUUCAUGGUGAUGAGUGCUAUGCCGAUCAGCCCUUAUUUGUGGCCCUUGCCGUGGCCUACAGUGCUGUAGCAUUUCUGGGAGUGACUGGUAAUUUAGCAUUGAUUGUUUUGAUUUGGCGCCAACGCGAACUCUCCAACGCUACUAGUGUGCUUAUUGCCAACCUGUCAGCAUCGGACUUGCUGAUGGCACUUGUUUGCCUGCCAUUUACAUUUGUCUAUACAUUUAUGGACCACUGGGCAUUUGGCAGUGCCAUGUGCAAGAUCAACAGCCUAGCACAGUGCACCUCAGUCUCGGUCUCCAUUUUCUCUCUUGUUCUGAUUGCCGUUGAGCGCCACCAGCUGAUUGUGCGUCCACGAGGCUGGAGACCCAGUGCAUUCCAGGCCUGCCUGGGUGUUGCUAUUAGCUGGGGUUUGGCCUUGCUCACCGCCAUGCCUUUUCUACUGUUCUCCGUAACCACUGAUGCACCUCUGCAGCAGCUGCCCGCCAUCUUGCGUGAACACUACAGAGGCAAGGUGGUGUGUAUGGAGCAGUGGCCCUCACGUCAGUUCAAGCUUACCUACACAACCACCAUGUUGCUUCUGCAAUAUGUUGCACCCUUAGUCUUCAUCUUCAUUUGCUACCUGAAGAUCUACGUCCGACUAAGGCAGCGGAAGAGUGUGAUGGAGCGAAUGCGUGAGAACAAGUACCGCAGCCACGAAACAAAGCGAAUCAACGUCAUGCUGUUUUCCAUCGUGGUGGCCUUUGCUAUCUGCUGGCUGCCGCUCAACGUCUUCAAUGCCGUCUCCGACUGGAACCACGAAGCGACCAUGAACUGCACCCACAAUCCCCUCUUCUUGCUGUGCCACCUGACUGCCAUGUGCUCCAUUUGCAUCAACCCGAUCUUCUAUGGCUUCCUGAACCGCAACUUCCAGCGUGACAUGCAGUCCUUCCGCUUCUGCAAGAGGCUUUCUACAAGAGAGGAAGAAUACGACACCGUUGCCAUGUCCACCGUCCAAAGCGACCUGUCGAAGACAUCUCUGAAAUUUAGCAGCACAGAUAUCUAGGAGAAGCUUUUAAGGUGCUGAUCUUUGGGUACUACGGAGCCUUCGUUGUUCUGAGAAAAGAGCAUAAAGCUAAAUGGUGAACGCGAUUGUGUCCGAAGAUGAUCGAAGCAAGAUUUUCAAAAAGGCAGUGCUUGCUGAAAAUACUGUGCAACAAGGAGAUCAUGAAAGAGCAAAGAAGUUUCACUGAGACAGCUUAGAACCUUUAGUAUGGAGUUUUAACUUUUCAGUAAAUUCCAUCUCUGAGAACAAAUGGAAAGAUAAAGGACUCCCCUAGGAGACUGACUUUAUGGUUUUGGACCGCCCUCAAAAAAGAAAUGUUGGUCUGAUUGUCAGUUCUCUAGAGAUGCUCUAAAUAUAGGAGUGGAUUUGAAAUGCAAGAAAUGCAUGUAAAUAAAUUAACUCAUGAAUGUUACUGCUUUAUAUUUAUUGGUUUUUAUAACCAAUUUAGAAUAACAAGUGUUAGGUUUAGAAAGACAGAUGAUUGUAAAAAAAAAAUCUAUAAAAAAACCAACAGCUGUGCUUAAUUUUUGUCUAUUGUGACCAGCUAUGAAUGUAAAUUGUACUUGCUUAGAAGUAUUGACAAUGUUAUUUAGAGCACUGUGGUCAGAGUAACGUGAUAUUCUAAAAAUAUAUGUUAGUAUAAUCAUGAUAGACGUUUAUUAUACACUUACUGGUGUCAAAUACUGGGAGGAUCCUACUUUGCUCUCAGAGCGUCUUAGGUUUCUUGUGGCAAGGAAUCUACAACAUGUUGUAAAAUUCCUUUUGGUCAAUGGCUAUAUGAAGACACAUUUAUAAACUAGCUCUACUUGAUAAGAUCUAAUGACUGGGUCAUUGUACAUGGAACCAGUUUAGGAUGAUAUUGAUGCUUUAGCAUGCUGCAAGGAACUAUCAUAAGAUGUUAAAUUGGGUCAUUGUACAUGGAACCAGUUUAGGAUGAUAUUGAUGCUUUAGCAUGCUGCAAGGAACUAUCAUAAGAUGUUAAAUUGGGGCUAUAAAAAAGAUGUACGUUGUCAGGAACAGUAUUCAGACUAACUGUGGCAUUUGAACAGUAGACAAUUUGUAUCCAGGGGCCUGGAAGACUAAUAUUCUAAUAUUAAUACCUCCACCAGCCCACAAUGUCAAUACUAGGCUAGUCAAAGACUUGUAAACGUUGUUGUUGAAGAAAUGUAAACUUACUACUUGCAUCAUAAAUUCUAGCAGCCAGGCAUCUUUAAACCUACAAAACCCUGUUCUUGUCUGACAGAAGAAAAACCCUCUGUUGUAGCUUAUCAAGCUCUAGAUUCUUUUCUGCUUACCAUGGUUGUAAAGCUUGAUCAUUUCAGUUCUCAUUGCCUUUUUAGCAGUUUGAACCAAUCUGGACUUUUAUCUUUCGAAAUUGUCCAGUUAAUGUCCAGCUGCUGCAUAGAAAAUGUUUUUCUGUCUAAAUGGAAAAUGUUGUUCAUGAAAAUAAGCAGUUUUUAAAAUAAACCAUUCCAAUCUGGCACCCGCAACCAUGCGACGAUCAAAUGUAAACCUUAUCCUGAUGAACAUUAUUUGAAGCCCCUGACUUCCAUCUGUAUGAUUUCAUGCAUCACACUGCUGCCACAUGAUUGUCUGAUUGGAUAACCGUGUGAAUAAGUAGGUGACCAGGUGUCCCUAAUACAGCAGCCAGUGAGGCAUUCAUACUUCAGGCCAUAUUUAGGUAAAUUGUUUAGAGGUGUAGAAAUAAAGUGAAUUUAGCACUUGCAUUAGGAGGAGAUUUGAAUGCUAUUUAUUUAAAACUAGUUUUAAACAAUAAAUCUGUAUAUUGCAGGCUUAUGGUGUAUAAAUAGAAGUAUUUAUGCAUAGAAUGAUUGUCGAUAUUGUGAAUUUCAGUGUGUGGAAUUAUGUCCUUCUGUUUUAUCUGGGUUUUUUUUUUUUAAGUUAUUAUUCAUAAAAACCAGUUCCUUGGAUAAAAAAUUAUCAUAAGUGAUGAAUUAGAGAUAGCCUUAACCUUGCCGUAAGAGCUGUGUGACACUGUUUUUCCAAAGUGCCACAACACAGACAAUCGCAUUAUACAGAUUUUGUGUGUGUGUGUGUGUGUGCUGUGUGUGUGUGUGUGUGUGUGUGUGUGUUUUAGUCUGACAGCAUUAUUAAAUUUGACAUUAAAUGCUAUAUCUUACAUGUGCAUGCAAUCAUGCAAGACUAAUCUGAAGUAGGGCGGCAUUAUUUUUAGGCACAGAACAGAUCAAAUCUUUGGCUUACGACUUGAUUUGAUUAAAACAUUUCCUAAUUAGCUGCAGUUUGCCUAAUUAUGUCUACACACAAGAUUGUCAGAUAUCAGAAUAUCAGAAAAAAACUCUCUGUCAAAGUUUCUAAAUGACGUGUACAAAUGUGGUACUAUUAUCUCUCCAGGACUGGCAAUGCUCUUGAGUAAACGGAAGUUGAAUUGAAACUGAUCACGUGUCCAGAUUUAUUUUAUUUUUGCAGUCCAAUUUGGUACUCUAGUGUUAGUUUAACCUGUGGAUUAUUUAAUGAUUUUCUAUUGGAUAUCUAGAAUAUUGUGAUUACAUAUGUCUCUAUAUGACAUACGUUACUGAUAUCUCUUAUUCUGUCACAGGUGGAGUUUAAUAAAGAAUUUCUUGUUACACUGCA